GUUUAAAGCUCUGAGCAUGAAUUUUGUGAGAAUAAUUUUAAUUUGCCUUUAAAAUUGCUGCAGUAGACAAGUAUUUUGUGAAAUUAGACUAAAAUUGUGUCAACAAAAGCUUGACAGGACAAAAAAUGGCAAUAAAGUUGUGCUUCAUCAUUUGCCUGAUCUUCAUCUGCUUCAAAGAAUCAUCAUCAUUAACAAACAUUGAAUGCACCUUCGGUCCGAGCAGUUUCGUCUACACAAUCCUAGGCUACAUCUACCAAUGUGAAGUCAAAAACAAUCCCAACAUAAUCUCACCAGAAUCAGCUUACGUCAACUCAAUUUAUGGAGCACAUGGAAUGUCAAAGACAAACGACAAUGUCCUCGGAUUUUAUGCAAAUCAAAAAACUAUCAAAUAUUUUCCAUCAAAUUUGCAUAAAUUUUUCAAAAAUCUCAAAGCUAUUCAUUUGGAUCCAUCACAGCUGCAGGAAAUUCAUCAAUCAGAUCUUAAAUAUUUUCCAGAUUUGAUAUAUUUUGACUUGGUUUACAAUUCAAUUGAGGUCAUUGAGGAAGGACUUUUUAAGUUUAAUCCAAAGUUGCAGUUUGUGAGGUUUUAUGAGAGCAAGAUUGUUCAUAUUGAUCCAAAUGUCUUUGAUAGUUUGGAUAAGUUGAAUUAUUUUUAUUUUCAUACUGUUCCUUGUAUUAAUGAUAAUAUUGCAUCGAGGGACAAGGUUGUGGAUGCCAUAAAAGCUAUUAAGGUUAAAUGCACAAGCAAUGAGUACUUGGACUUAGAGCAAAAGAUAAAGAACCUCGAAGAAGAAUCAAAAAUCUUAAAUCUUGAAGAUUUCAAUCAAAAACUUAAGAAUUUUGAGAAUAUUUUCAUCAAUUCUAAGUUUUCUAAGUUCCAACCGUUAAAAGAAAAGUUUGAGAACCUCAAAAUGACUAGCGGAUGCUCUAAUUGUGCUCAAAUGAUUAAUUGUCGUGAAGCCAGCAUUCUCACAUCAGACUUUCACAGUGAAACCCAUGUAUUAAUGCUGGUCGUAUCGCUGUGGAAAACAAGCAAUGACUUAAAAAACAUUACUGGAAGGUUUGAUGAUGUUGUGGCUUCCUGCAAUGCUAAAUUGGUUGCUAAUUUCAAACCAUUACAAGACACUCUAACUGAAUACUUAGCUGACUCACAAGUCAAAUUUGUGGAGCUCAAAGAGAAAUUGGAAAGUAUUGAGCAACAUUUGAUGAGUUUUGAGGUUAGAAAUACUGAAAAACUUGAAAAGGAGCUCGCCAACACGCGUCAUAAAAUUGGAAUUAAUUUUGAUGAUAAAACCAAGGAAAAUGAGAAGCGCUUAAUAAGCAAGUUUGAAGAAGUCAUUGACGAAAAAUUAGGAAAACUGAUUGAGGAAAAGUUGAAAGACGUUUUGAAUGCGAGGUUUGGAAUUAAGUAG
This is a messenger RNA of Chironomus riparius, 1412 nucleotides long. The record is from the annotation of a GenBank genome assembly. NCBI's taxonomy places the organism in Eukaryota, Metazoa, Arthropoda, Insecta, Diptera, Chironomidae.